Molecule: messenger RNA, 1207 nt
Organism: Jaculus jaculus (lesser Egyptian jerboa)
Lineage: Eukaryota; Metazoa; Chordata; Mammalia; Rodentia; Dipodidae
Gene: Aimp2
Product: aminoacyl tRNA synthetase complex interacting multifunctional protein 2
Exons: 4
Coding region: 116-1072 (318 amino acids)
Cellular component (GO): aminoacyl-tRNA synthetase multienzyme complex
Source: RefSeq, a predicted model, not a curated record
CGCACGCAGUGGGGAGGGGGUUAGAAAGAAGGCGGCCGCUGUCCGAGGCGGCCCCGGCAGUGUCUUGAGCGUUUGUGUCCCUCACCGGCCACCCUCCUCCCUCGGGUUCCACACCAUGCCGAUGUACCAGGUAAAGUCCUAUCAUGGUGACGGCGCACCUCUGCGUGUAGAGCUUCCCACCUGCAUGUACCGGCUCCCCAACGUGCACGGCAAGACGGCCAGCCCCGCCACCGGCCACGUGCAGGAGACAUCUGACCCUUCUCUGCAAGCCCUCGAAUCCCGACAAGAUGAUAUUUUAAAACGCUUGUACGAGCUGAAGGCAGCAGUGGAUGGCCUUUCCAAGAUGAUUCACACUCCAGAUGCAGACUUGGACGUAACCAACAUCCUGCCAGCCGAUGAGCCAACCACUUUAACCACCAGUGCACUGGACUUGGAUUCAGUGCUUGGAAAGGAUUACGGAGCACUGAAAGACAUUGUCAUCAACGCAAAUCCAGCCUCCCCUCCCCUUUCCCUGCUGGUGCUCCACAGGUUGCUCUGUGAACACUACCGAGUCCUGUCCACUGUACACACUCAUUCGUCAGUCAAGAGUGUGCCUGAGAACCUUCUCAAGUGCUUCGGGGAACAGACUAGGAAACAGCUCCGUCAGGAGUAUCAGCUGGGCUUCACUUUGAUUUGGAAGAAUGUGCCUAAGACACAGAUGAAGUUCAGUGUACAGACGAUGUGCCCCAUUGAAGGAGAAGGAAACAUCGCACGUUUCUUGUUCUCUCUGUUUGGCCAGAAGCAUAACGCUGUCAACUCCACCCUCAUAGAUGGCUGGGUGGACAUCGCCAUGUUUCAGCUGAAAGAGGGAAGCAGUAAAGAAAAAGCGGCUGUCUUCCGCUCCAUGAACUCUGCUCUGGGGAAGAGCCCGUGGCUGGCUGGGAGCGAGCUCACCGUGGCUGAUGUGGUGCUGUGGUCUGUGCUCCAGCAAACUGGAGACAGCAGCGUGGCGGUGCCCACCAAUGUGCGGCGGUGGCUCCAGUCAUGCGAGAACCUGGCCCCUUUUAGCACUGCCCUCCAGCUCCUCAAGUGAACCCGGGGACUGCUGGGAGAGGGCUUCGGUGUGAGGACGGUGCUGCUUCAUGGCUGCUGCCAGCGAGGGACAUGUACAAAGUCAGUCCUCUUGUUUAGGCCAGCUGUCAAGUAUCAAUAAAAGCACCAGAUAAUC